Molecule: messenger RNA, 945 nt
Organism: Naegleria fowleri
Lineage: Eukaryota; Heterolobosea; Eutetramitea; Acrasida; Naegleriidae
Exons: 3
Coding region: 1-945 (314 amino acids)
Biological process (GO): signal transduction; regulation of GTPase activity
Cellular component (GO): cytoplasm
Source: RefSeq, a predicted model, not a curated record
AUGCCUAAAAAAGAACAGCAGAAAGAAGUCACACAAGCUUCAUCAUCGUCACUUAAAAAAUCCUCCUCAAAAUCCUAUCUCGUCAAAGUCCACUUCGGAGAACCUCUCGAUCACGAUACUCUUCCAGAAUUCAUCAUUCAAGCAAUGGACUUUAUAUUAAAACAUGCCAAAGACAUUGAAGGCCUUUUUCGAAUUUCCGGUCAUGCCGGAGACGUUUUAAAAUUAAAAUCAAAAUUAAACUCAGGAGAAGCUAUUGAGUUGAGUGAAAUUGAAAAUAUUCAUAAUGUGGCAUCGUUGGUGAAGAUGUAUUUUAGGGAAUUACCAAAUCCGUUGAUCAGCUUUGAGUGUUAUGACAUGUUCAUGAUUGCAGAUUCAAUUCCAGAUUUCUGCUCGAGAUUGGAAUGUUUGAAAAAGCUGUUGGCUUAUUUGCCACCAACGAAUCAAAUAAUAUUGCAACAAUUAUGUUUAUUUUUAAGUGAAUUAGCAAAAAACAGUGAAAAGAAUCGAAUGAAUAUAGAAAAUUUGGCAAUUGUCUUUUCUCCAAAUAUUUUGAGAGCUCCAGACAGUAAACAGAAAGAUCCACUUCUCGUGUCACAUCCUUUUCUGGAGAGUCAAGAACCAUUAUCACAAAGCGAAAUUUUACAGAGCUACAAAUCAGCACAAAGUAUUGUCAAAUCUCUCAUUGAACACGUUGAUUACUUUUUCAAUAGUAACAUUAUGAACUUUCAGGAAUUUAUGGAACACAAAUCUACCAGUCAAAUAAGACAACAAGGAUCUGCUUCGUCCACCAAUGAUCCUCAAACAAGUAUAAAUCUCACUUCACCUAUUCAAAUGAAAGUUUCAGAACAAAUAUUUGGAACGAGCGCUCAAGAAGUGACUUCAAGUGUGAAACUAUUAAGCGAAAAAAUUACACAACAAAUUCAAGAUUCCCAUCCAUUCAAAUAA